AUGCGUAUUCGCCUACAGCCUCGCAGGAGACCACAAGGUAAGCGACCCCCAGGUAAGCUGAAUGUUGCUUUGUUGUCUUUGCCUGAUCACCGUCUCCAUUUCAGCAAUGAGCUAGCUCAACGGCUAGACAACCUUCCUAUCGCUGCCGCCGCCGACGACGCCGCCGCAGCUGCCGAGAACGCCUCCGCGGAGAACCGCUGGUGUCAACUGCGUGACACAGUCCAGUCGACGGCGCUCGCCGUCCUCGGUCGCGCUCCCCGCCAACACCAGGACUGGUUCGACGACAACGACGCUGCCAUCAGCAAUCUGUUUGCCGAGAAGAACCGCCUACACAAAGCCUACGUAGAUCACCCCACUGAUGCCACCAAAGCUGCCUUCUACCGCAGUCGCCGCCAACUUCAGCAACGACUGCGCGAGAUGCAGGACGCCUGGACUGCUCGGAAAGCUGAGGAGAUCCAAGGCUACGCGGACCGCAACGAGUGGAAGAACUUCUUCUCUGCAAUCAAAGCUGUCUACGGUCCGCCGACGAAGGGCACUUCUCCUCUCCUCAGCGCCGACGGCAGCACUCUCCUGACUGAGAAGACGCAAAUCCUACAGCGAUGUGCCGAGCACUUCCGAGGCGUCCUCAACCGCCCUUCCGUCAUCUCCGAAGCCGCCAUCGCCCGCUUGCCGCAAGUGGAGACCAACGUGGACCUCGACCUCCCGCCAUCUCUCCAGGAAACCAUCAGGGCCGUGCAGCAGCUCUCUAGCGGGAAAGCACCCGGAUCGGACGCAAUCCCUGCUGAGCUCUACAAGCACGGAGGUCCCAUACUGAUGGAUCACCUGACUGCGCUCUUCCAGGAGAUGUGGCGUCAAGGUGAAGUCCCGCAUGAUUUCAAGGACGCAAAUAUCGUGCACCUUUACAAGCGAAAAGGGAAUCGCCAAGUCUGCGACAACAACCGCGGCAUCUCCCUACUGAACAUCGCCGGGAAGAUCUUCGCUCGCAUCCUGCUCAACCGCCUCAACAACCAUCUGGAACAGGGCCUUCUGCCGGAGAGCCAAUGCGGCUUCCGUCGUCAUCGUGGGACCACGGAUAUGAUCUUCGCAGCCCGCCAACUUCAGGAGAAGUGCCAGGAGAUGCGGACCCUUCUGUACUCUACCUUCGUGGACCUGACGAAAGCCUUCGACACGGUGAAUCGUGAAGGACUGUGGAAGAUCAUGCAGAAAUUCGGCUGUCCGGAGCGAUUCACUCAGAUGGUGCGUCAGCUGCACGACGGUAUGAUGGCGCGAGUCACGGACAACGGAGCUGUCUCAGAGGCAUUCGCAGUGACCAACGGAGUGAAGCAGGGCUGUGUGCUGGCGCCUACCCUCUUCAGUCUCAUGUUCUCUGCCAUGCUGAUGGACGCCUACCGCGACGAACGCCCUGGAAUCCGCAUCGCCUACAGGACUGACGGUCACCUCCUGAAUCAACGGCGGAUGCACUUCAAAUCGCGCGUAUCCACAACCACCGUGCACGAACUCCUCUUCGCCGACGACUGCGCCCUGAACACCACCUUCGAAGCGGAGAUGCAACGCAGCAUGGACUUAUUCGCCGCCGCCUGCGAGAACUUUGGGCUGGUCAUUAACACGCAGAAGACGGUGGUGAUGCAUCAACCGCCACCCAACUCAUUCACUGCCCCCAACGCGCCGCCGCAAAUCAACGUAAAUGGGACUCAACUGCAAGUGGUAGAUAACUUCUCGUACCUGGGCAGCACGCUCUCCCGCAACACCAAGAUCGACGACGAAGUCGCCAACAGGAUCUCGAAAGCCAGUCAAGCCUUCGGUCGCCUCCAAAGCACACUUUGGAAUCGUCACGGUCUCCAACUGAGCACAAAGCUGAAGAUGUACAAGGCCGUCAUCCUGCCGACGCUACUGUACGGAGCGGAGACCUGGACGGUGUACACGAGGCAGGCACGUCGACUAAACCACUUCCACCUCAGCUGUCUCCGCCGCAUCCUGAGGCUGAACUGGCAGGACCGCAUCCCCGACACCGAAGUGCUGGAACGGACGGGAAUUCUGAGCAUCUACUCCAUGUUGAGACAAUUGCAGCUGCGCUGGAGCGGCCAUCUGGUGCGCAUGGACGACGAGCGACUACCCAAACGACUCUUCUACGGAGACGUCGCGACGGGUUCUCGUCGUCAAGGAGGCCAAAUUCGCCGUUACAAAGAUACUCUGAAGUCCUCCCUGAAGCGCCUGCACAUCAACCCGACCAACUGGGAAGAGCUCGCCCGCGAUCGUCCGACAUGGAGGAGAACAGUGAAGACGGGCGCUGCUAUCUACGAAGCCAACCGCAUCGCCGCCGCCAAAGUGAAACGCGAAGUCCGCAAAUCGCAACUUCGCCCAAUACGCAACGCCGCCGCACAACCUCUCCCUACGUGUCCUCGAUGUCAACGGACAUUCCGGGCACGAAUCGGACUUGUUGGACUUCUUCGAUUCAACUGCACCUCUCGAACUGCUCCAGCCAUCGUCCCCGCGCCCGCCUCUUCCUCGUCCUAUCUUCCGCCAGCUAACUCUGACACUCCUUCUGCACCACCACUUCCAUCCUCCUCCUUCUCCUCCACUGCCCCAGCGGUGGCCGUUCAGGCUGCCGUCUCACACAUCGCCAACCACGACACAGCAACUGCAACCACCCCCAUCUGCCCUCACUGCGAUCGCACCUUCACUUCACGCAUCGGCCUGGUCGGUCACUUGCGAAUCCAUCGCACAGAGACUGGCGAACCAGUGCCUGGAGCACCAACCUACACUCACCGCACUCGCCUCCACUGCCCACACUGCCCUCGCACCUUCAGGCAUCGCAUGGGUCUAUUCGGCCACAUGCGCAUCCACAACGAGCUGCGGUAG
Messenger RNA from Spirometra erinaceieuropaei, 2859 nucleotides. NCBI's taxonomy places the organism in Eukaryota, Metazoa, Platyhelminthes, Cestoda, Diphyllobothriidea, Diphyllobothriidae. The record is from the annotation of a GenBank genome assembly.